AUUGAGAUGAAGGGAAUGGCCAGGGUGUGUGUAUCAACCUUAGUAUAGAACCAAAGGUGUUUGUGGUCUUUCCAAGUUGAAGGACACUUUAAAUGUGUAAGUCAGAAUUUAAGCGUUUAGUUGUUGAACCGGCGCCAGCGCGAAUACGCUGUCAUGGCUGAAUACCAGAAGCGACUAGGAUGCACACACAGCGGGUGCCACUUCGCAUUAGCUGCACUUUGUUGCGGACUUUUGGCAUUGGGACUAUACUGCACAACUGCACCGGUGUUUUGCGCUGGUAAAUCACCUUCACAUGAAGUAUUGAGUACACUGGUGUGCUCGAGCUUUAAGGAGAAUACGAACGAAGUAGAAGGAGCUGGGUUCAUACCCGAUGCUGAUUGGUCGCAAUCACCUUUAUAUAAGAAUGUGAAGGCCUAUAAGGACGUUGAUACAACAGAGGAAAUUCUCACGCCGCUUAGCUACGAUGAUGGGAGUACGCAUCCGCCAGUACUUCAGCAGAUAUCGUUGGAGACGUUCAUUCAAGAGAUUGUGGAGGUUGAAGCACGACACAGCAUUACUGAUAAACAAGGCAGUGUUGUUCCGAUGAGCAUAACAGAGGCCUACGUUCAGCAUACUCUGAAAUCCCUGAUUUCCGUUCUUUUUGAAGGAUCCAAAGGGAAGGGAAGAUUAUUCAGAAAAGAGCUGUCAUUGGCGAAUGUUUCUCAGGCGUAUAAGAAGUGCACUAGCAAUAUGUCAUAUGAGAAUCUGCAUGCCGUACUGUAUCUGACAAGCCGUCUCGUACAGGCGCUGGAUAAAGAACCAAGAUGUGAGUGGUGGCUCACCAACGGGUCUGGUGUUGGUCUAUGGAGAGGAAGGUUGGUACCGUGGGAACCUGAUGUUGAUCUUGCUGUAACCGCGCGCUCAAAAAGAUGGUGUAUGAAUGCCCUGUGGGAUGAUGGUGGUUUCGUUCUCAAACAGAUGCUAAUGAAAUGCAGUACCCGAAAAGGGAACACAUUGAGGUGUAGGAAGGAUAAAAAGAAGACACACUGGAGCGUAGCACAGCGCCUCAGCCUGUCGGAAGAGCUGCUCGCUAUUCAUCGAAAGACACGUGUCGACCUCCAUGUUUUUGAAAGGAACAACCAGGGGCGAUUUGUUCAAGAAUGCGGAGAAGAUGCUGCAGAUCGGCAGUGCAAAGUAGAAUGGACGGAAAGGGAUAUAUUUCCGCUUACUAAAUACAGUCUCAAAGGAGGGCUUCGGGCGAAUGGACCGGCGAAUCUGACCGCCUUUAUGGAUCUACUCUUCCCUUUCCAACCGGCGGAGGAUCAAGACAGUAACAUUAAGGCGCAGUUGACACAGCAACGGACGAAUUUGCAGUGCAUUGCAGCCGUCGAAGCUUUGGGUUGGGUACAGGAUCAUUUAUUUGUAGAUUUCUGGGAGAACCGGAAGAAACAUCCUAAGAGAUGAAAUUUUAGGUCGUUCUCACUGGACGGCCGCGGCUACACGCCCUCAUAUGUGAACCAGUAUUGCUGUAUGGCAGCUCUUCUUUCAAAUAAGCAGCGAUACCUGCGGCUUUUUGAGAUUGUAGGCGGUAUUUGCGUAUCUGAGAAACAAGUCAAGAACAUCUAAGAGAUCUUGAUGUGCCCGUGAAAGCGAAACAGGCCAGCGAACGCGUGCACCUUCUAUCUGUGACUUCGUAUGCUAUAACAUAGCAUCAGCAUUAGAAAUAUCGAGCUGAAAAUGCUAAUGAAGCAAAUAAAAACAUAAGGGUAGAGCAGCUUGGAUUUGCCCUGAGGUGGGUACAGUCCCGCGAGCAUCAAUUCCCGUUCCAGGCCAUUUACCGCUACAUUAAUGAUGGUAUGGGGCACUA
This is a messenger RNA of Sphaeroforma arctica JP610, 1846 nucleotides long. RefSeq lists its product as hypothetical. NCBI's taxonomy places the organism in Eukaryota, Ichthyosporea, Ichthyophonida. The record is from RefSeq and is a predicted model, not a curated record. Bases 154 to 1443 code for a protein of 429 amino acids. The transcript is spliced from 9 exons.